Molecule: messenger RNA, 6882 nt
Organism: Dicentrarchus labrax (European seabass)
Lineage: Eukaryota; Metazoa; Chordata; Actinopteri; Moronidae
Exons: 9
Coding region: 648-2711 (687 amino acids)
Biological process (GO): regulation of transcription by RNA polymerase II
Molecular function (GO): RNA polymerase II cis-regulatory region sequence-specific DNA binding; DNA-binding transcription factor activity
Source: RefSeq, a predicted model, not a curated record
CUCUCUGUCACACACACACACACACACACACAGAGAGAGAGAGAGAGAGAGAGAGAGAGAGAGAGGAGGCGGAAACCUCCAUCUGCCCUGCUCGGUGACCGACCCGUCAUCCUCGGGCUCCGGGAAGAAAAACGGAUCAUUUUCCGUCCAACACCGUGAGUGAGGACGGACCGGAGGAGGAACACCGGGAGGAUAAUGUGACAAGAGAUGGAAGGAGAGAAGAAAGAAGGAGGAAACGCACAAUGGAAGGAGUCUAUAGUCUAUAUAUAGGCUAUGCCCCGGACUGCACCACCGCCGCCGCCACCGCCGCCACCUGCCCUCCUGGUACCCGUCAAUGAGAGCCGGCAGCAGCUCGGUCUGAACAUCCUCGCCUCGUUCUCCCUCUCUCUCUCUCUCUCUCUCUCUCUCUCUCUCUCUCUCUCUCUCUCUCUUCCCCCCCCUUUCUCUCUCUCUCUAUCAUGCUCUCCUCACAUCCAUAUGUUAAAGAACACAGUCGUCUUAUUUUAGCAGCACUGCCUUCCUCCUCCUCUUCCUCCUCCUCUUCCUUCUCUCUUGCCCUCCUCUCCUCUGAGUUUUGACUCCCUCUCCCUUUCACACACACACACACACACACACACACACACACACACACACACACACACCGGAAAAUGAAGCGUGGGUCGAGUGUGUUGCAGCCUCCCUCUGAUGCAGCCAACCGACACACACACCCCGCGAGCGCACACACGAGGACACACACACGAGGUGAUGAGUGUGUGCCCGACACGCACGCUGAACGCACGCCGGACGCACGCGCCACAGGUUCGAGUCCCUUCCCAGCAGCCACCUCUCUCUUCAGCCCGGAUGUCAGCACCAAGAUGGCGUCCGACCUCCUCAUCAGGCUGUCAGAGGCCACCCAGAAGGCCCAGAUGCUUCCUGCGAGGCAAGCGGAGGUAGAGCCCCAGAGGCGCGAGGCCCUGCCGGAGGUGCGCGGCGGGCAGCAGGACGAGCCCGGCCUGGCUCUCUCACCGGACGGCCCCGGGGCGAGUCCCGAGCCUCCGUCGCUCUCACACACACCGGAUGGCAACGCUGCCACGGACACACUGGCCUCAGACAUGCUGAGGAAACUGGCAGAGCGGCAGGAAGUGAACAGCCUCGGGGUGAGGGUCAAAGAAGAGGAGGAGCCAAUGGAAGUCGACACGUUGGUUGUCUCCGACCUCGUCCGUGAUCGACCAAUCACAAAAGAGAUAAUGACCCCGCUCUCCUCAAUGGCGAGCCACCACCUCUUCAGUAUUAAAACAGAAGACCAGAGUCUCCGUGGCAACAAGACGGCAGAGCAGUUGCACCCUGGAGCCAAAAUGGCGGACCAGUGUCUCCAUGGCCUUAAAAUAGAGGACACAUUUUAUACUGGAGGCUGCCAGCCUGGCUCCAAGACGGCAGAUAGUGUCGUCUCUGGAGCCAACAAGUUUCAGUUUAGAGUGAAAAUGGAGGAUCAUGGCGUCUCCGGAACCAAGAUGGCGGAUCAGCUUCUAUCUGGAGCCAAGAUGGACGACCAGCUUCUCUUUAAAGCAAAAAUUGCAGAGCGGCCUUUGUCUGCCGCCAAGAUGAGCAACAAGUUUCUCUCCGGAGUCAAGAUGGAGGACCCGUUUCCUCCAGGAGCCAAGAUGGAGAACCAGCUUCUCUUUGGAACCAAAAUGGAGAACCGGCUCCUUCCUGGAGCCAAGAUGGUGGACCACGUUUUCUCAGGAGCAAAGACGGAGGAGCAGCUCUUCUUGGGAGCCAAGGUGGAAGACCAGUGCCUCAGAGCCGUGCUGUGGCAGGACAUGUCAGUGAACCUGGCGUCCACGCUGCUGCACCAGCUCUCAGAGAGAGUCAGUAAAUCCAACAGUCGGCUGGUGGAGAGGACCACUCCGCCCAUCAGAAGCAGUCCUGUGUUGAAGGUGAAUGUGGAUCCACUCCGCUCCUCCCCGCUUCUGAGCUCCCAGGAACCUCCACACGAAACCACAACCCGCCUCAGCAGAGAUCAAACCACAGGUUGCUCUUACUUCUACAGGUGUCAUGUGUGUGGGUUUGAGACAGAUGGGCGGGCCCUUUUCCAGAGUCACAUGACAGAACACCGCCAGUGGGAGCACGCCUCCUUCUCGCUGCACUGCUGCGUGUGCGACCACUCGACCAAUCAGGAGGCAGAGAUGAGGGCUCACGCCAACACGCACCUGCAGGGGAACAUAGGAGCCAGCGUAGAGAUGAGAUGCCCCAGCGCCCCUCCUGCCGCUGCCGCCUCCAGCAGCGCUCCGUCAGUUGCCAUGGCAACCCAGCCAGAGAAUAGCACCUCUGAGCAUCGCUGCCGCAUCUGCCAGAGGUCGUUUCCAGGGCAACAGGAGCUAUUGGUUCACUUCCAGGGUCAUCGCCAAGGCAACCAGUACCGGUGCGACCGGUGCGGCCACCUGACGCGGACAGCCAACAAGCUGGUGGAGCACGUGCGCGUGCACACGGGGGAGCGUCCGUUCACCUGCGACCUCUGCCCGUACAGCGCCAAGCGGCGGGACAGUCUGCGCCUGCACUGCAAGGUCAAACACCCCGGCGACGUGCACACGCACCGGUCGUACGUGCACGGAGACAAUCAGCGCUCAAACAAACACGUUCAGCGGCUGCACACACCGCCGAGCACACACACUGCUGCACCUUCCUCCUCCUCCUCCUCCCUCUCUUCCUCCUCUUCAUCCCUCGCUCUCUGACCGCGCAGGAUGGAGGGAUUUGUCUCCUCUCCUCCCCAUCACAACGCUCAUUUCUCUGAAACCACGCUCCCCUUCAUCCUCCUCCUCCUCCUCGUCUUCCUCCACCAAACACUCCUUUCUCGGUUACCUUGGUCUGACGACUUCUUUAUAAACGCUUUCUGUUUCUCCUCCUCCUUCUCUCUUCUCCUCGUCCUCUAUCUCCUCCCCUGUUCCUGUCUCCUUCCACCUCUUUUCCUCUCCGCCGUCUUUCUUUCCUCUACUCUCCUCCUCUCUUUGUCUUUUCUUCUCCUCUCCUCUCCCUCCUCUUCUUGAUUCCUUGCAUAUAUUUUGCCCUCCUUCUAUUUUACUCUGCUCUCUGUUUCCUCUCCUCCUCUUUCCUCUCCUCCUCCUCUUCUAUCCAUCCUCUGGACUUUUAAAGUGAUGGAUGUAAAGCUCUGUAAUGUAUCCAAGGUACUGUCACUCAAACACUAUGUAUGAGAAUGUCAAUCAGCUACUGUUAUGCUCAAUGCACUGAAAACACACAGAUAAGGAACGUUUUGAAUUUAUUCGAGUUUUUGCAUCAUGCUCGUGAUUUUUGCUGCAUUCCUGCCUGCUUUUAGUCGGUCAUAUAAUCACUGAACUCUUAGCUAUUUAACCGUGUGACAUAUUUAUUGCCUGUCUCUCUCGUCCUUCAGAAACCCCGCACUUAGAAAAUCCUCCCGUCACCAGAGGCUUCACUCCAUCGAUCACCUAUUGAUUCUGUUGAUUUAUAAUCGCAGGGAAAAUCACUGCUGAGAGAAAAGAUUAGCCCGGGUGGUGAGAAAGUUUCACCUGUUACAUAGUGCCACGCUUCUUACAGUGAUAAUAAAGCAGUUUAUAACCGGGGGUGACAGGUCAUUACCGUCCUGUUUUACAUGUUUUAAGGGUUUUUUUUUGUGCCAAACUUGAUUUCUUUUUCCUCUCUUUAAAUCCUGGAAAUGUAGUUGGAGCUCCAUCCAGCUUCACCGGGUUUAACAACUUCAAGUUAAAUGAUUUGAAAUCAGCUUUAUGGCAGUUAACCGAUUAAUCAUUGAUGAAAAAUGUCCAGAAAGUUGCUUAUUUCAUCCGUCCAAAACCAAAUAUUGUGUUUACUAUCAUAGAAGUGUCAGUAUUCACGUUUGAGAAGCUGGAACUGUUGAAUGUUUGCUUAGAAAAUGUUAUGAAUUCAUUAUUAAUCAAAAUCUGAUGGUUUACUCACUUUUCCGUUUUCUUCUGUUUUGAGGAUUUUUGCAGGUUGACGGUUUCUGGAGGACAGUGAUGAUAUUUCUAAUAUUUGUGUUGUAUAUUGAUAAUGUAUUUGUGUUUACAUAACUACAUGGGGCUCCUAAGAGUCUAAAAUGUCUUAAUUUAAAGUUGCACUAUAUGUAGUUUUGCUGAGACAAAAAAAGACUCAUUUUAGAAUACGUAAGCCUUUUUUUUGUUUUUUUAAACACUCGUCACAAAACCAGAAAGUUUAAAAAGCUUCUCUCCAGUGUUAUUUCACAACACACAGUAUGAUACAACUGAUCCAGGAGGUCGGCAGUGGGCGGGGCCAAAGACUGAACUUUUUAACAGCUAAAAUAUUUUAUUUAAUGCGUAUUAUUUAUUAUAUUACGGAGGCCGUGAGGUGUCAUGGAGGAAAAAUACUAGUUUAGUAAUUCGUGCUCUGGAUUUAAUAUCAUAUUGUUAAGAAGAAGAAGGGAAGAGGGACACAACACCGGUUAAAUGCAAAAGAAUAAACUGUAUGUACAAAAGAAGAAAGACUUAGAAGAAUAGAUUUGGGAUCACUGAGCAAAACAGUAACAGGACCCAUAAUGUAACUUAUAACUAUAUCAAACAUUCAGCUUCCUCUCUUGUAGAGUGGAAUAAAUAAAAUAAAUAAAAGUGCCACAGAGUAAAAAUACUCUAUUACAGGUAAAAGUCCUACCUAAAUAAAAUAAAUCUACUUACAGUAUCAAAAGUACAUGUUACUGCUGCAGCUGCUCUUAAUGGAGCUGGUUUGAAUUUCUUUACAUACAGUUAACUAGUUUAGUCUAGUGGUUCCCAACUGAGGGUUUGGGCCCCUCCAAAGGGUCACCAGAUAAAUCUGAGAGGUCGUAGGAUGAUUAAAAAAAAGUUUGGAUACACAAAUUAGUUUUUCCAGUUUUUGGACUUUUCUUUAAUCUUUGAUUUUUAUUUAACAAUAAUUUAAAGUGGAUAUAAAGUUGAGAAAGUUAGUUUGGAACUGAAACAUAACAAAGGGCCCCAACUAGACAGUAAGCCUUAAACAUAGUGUAUUUUAUAAACUAGAAGAAUAGAUAUAAAGUUGCAUUGAACGGAAAUACUCAAGUGAAGUACAAGUAACACAAAAUUGCAGUUAAGUUCAGUACUUGAAGACAUUUCUUCAAUAAAGUGACGGCAUUACUUACGUCCGUUAUCCUGUUAAUAAAUUUAAGGGAUUCCAAGAAAAAGAUGAAAUAAAACCGUAUUAAAUCCACAGUGAGUCUGGAGGAUACGUGUAUGAAGGUGGAAGGUUUAAUCAUAACAAUUAAUCUGUUUAUUUUUCUCCUUGACACCUCCCGGACUCCGUAUUUACACGGAGAAGCAGUGUAAUCUUUUUUUUUUACAUUGAAGCUCAUGCGUACAAUCUUUCACGUGUAACACGAAUGCAGCAUCAGCCCUGUGAGAUAACACGACCUUCGAUCAUCAGGAUACGCCACCGCCCUUUUUGUCCCGGCAUCGACGUGCGUCAACGCUCCAGAAACAUUAACACGUCAGUCGAUGCGACGCUCCACGAGUGGCGUCAACAGUGAUGUCACAGAGCACCGGAGUACACCUGUGUGUCACUGCAGCGAGCGGACAUGUUGAACAACUGGAGGUCAGCAAAGAGAGAGACUUUGUUUAAAAGUUUGGACCCUUUUGUUGGAGUGAAUGUUGCAUUACCUCUGCUGCACACUGAGGCAGGGAUAGAAGCUAGCUGGCUGAAGAAGAUCUUUUAAGUGUUCACGACGGGAAGAUUUAAUGGCGUCCGCACCAAGAACGAUAUCUACAACGAGAACUAUAAAGAUAUUGUUUUAAAACCCGUCCAGACUACAGCUGUAAGGCGAGCGAUAGCGUUGGGAUCACUUUAAACGCUUAUAUAACUUUAUUUUAGGCUGCAAAUUACACAUUAAAACAUAAUUUUACCUGAAAACAGCCGAACUGUCUUAGGUGAAAAAGGAUUAAUUCAGUACGAAUAAAAUGUGUCAUCAGAAGACGACAGCUCUCGUAAGUGUUGGAUUCUCCUAACCCCUCUCGUCUCUGAAGAACUUCGUGAACCCACUUUAUGUUUGUUUCUCUGUGUUGAGCAGUCGACACACUGGAGAGCAGCACGUUGGGUCACUGUUUACACGUUAUUGUUCUCGGUGUGGACGGCCAUUUACUCCCUCAUAUUAUCAAUAAUUAUUAGAUUAGUUGUUUUAUUUACUGUUUCAGUGACGAUGAUGAAAGGAUAUCACUACAGGGAAAAUAACUCAAACAUAACAUUGAUUUCUAAUUAAUUUUCUGUAUUUAUUACUUGUAUUGCUUGAUUUUAUGUGAUAUAUAUAUAUUGUGUAUUAUUAGUAGCUUACAAACCGCCAACCUCCUCGCUAACAAGCUAACGUUUAGCUCAAGUGAGCAGAAGAGCUAACGAUACGAUACACAAUACAGUUUGCACAUUAGAACAAAUAAAGGUUUAAUUAAAAUCUUUUUAUUGGUUUCUUUAUUGACGUAUGAGGUUUAAUCUAACUUAUUUAAUAAUAAUAAUAAUGAUAAAGUUGCACAGAGUAGCAGCUGAAGACGUGCAGUAGAGGUAAUCCUGAUCCUGGGAAACAAUCCGGUUUCAACUUCAACCUGAAACCACACGGAGCAGCUACAGUAGAAGAACCUGCACACGGGUUUCUAUAUGAAACGUAUCUCGGAUCAAUGGUGCUAGACUCUGCAGAGCCCGAGAGCUGAUGUAUUUCUGUUUCAUUUAAACCACAAAAACACACGAAGAAGCGUGAAACACAAAAACCUCGCCACCUUUUCGAAGCUCGUGACCAUCUCGGAUCUUCUCCCUCUCACAUUAUUUGCUUUAAUCUUUCCUUUUUAGUUUUUUUACUUUCAUUUUGUAUCUGCUGUAUCCUGUUACUGUUUGCUGCUGCAAUGAUCAAUAAAGUUUAAUUUAAUCUGA